AGAAGCCUCUUCGUCGGCAUCGGCGUCGGCGUCACCUUCUACGCCGAGGAUUGAAAAGGACGUCUCAUCAUCUCCUCCUGCCCCGACGGCAGCUUCGUCUUCGAGACCAACGCCAUCAGCACCGGCACGGGGAGGUCGGAGAUCGCUUGACAGCUCGACAGGCGCUGGCCGGCGGAUGUUUGGGCUGCUCAACCAGACCCUCUCCAAGGCAAAUGCAGAAAAUGCGCGCGGAGUUCAAGCGGCCAAUCGGCGCGCCGAGAUUGAGUCUCGGCAGAAGAAGGCCCUAGAAAAGAGGAUGGAGAGCCUCGAGUCAAGCAAAAGGCUCCGUGCAGAGCUGGAGGGCGCAAAGAGAGAGGUCGUCGAUAUGGCAUGCGACAUUGCGCAGCAAGACGCCCUCGUCCGCGUGCGAAAAGCACAAAAGAGGCGAAUGGCGAGCUUCCUGGUCGCGGUACCCGACGAAGCGCGUGGUCUGUUAAAGGUUCGAGGCGACCAGCAAAGGGAGAGGAGCAAAGAGAUCGACAGAGUCAUUGCGCCAGGCGUGCCGCUCGUGCUCGGCCCAGCAAGAACAGCUGCGCCGGUAUACUAUCUACCCAAAAAGAUGUUGGGGGCACAAGAUGACACGAUGGAUGCACAGGAAGAUCAAGUCGAUGAGGAGCUUGAGAAGGCAGACAAGGAGUGGGCAGCAAGGAGGAGUGGGAUGGUCGAUGAACUGAGGAGGCUGAAGACGAGGGUGGGGAGCUUGACCAAGGAGGUUGAAGAGCUUAAGCAAGAUCAAGGCGAGCAUGACGAUGGCGACGCAAGGAUGCAAGACUCCAAUGGGACAGGGACAGAUAAGGCAAGCAAGCCUGAUGACGGACAUUUGAAAGCUAAAGGCGAUGAUGAUGCGAUGGCCGAAGACUAGCCCGGCACUGUAACAAUACCAAGUGUAGAUUGCAAGUGAUUGCUCAUGAACAUGAAGGAG
Molecule: messenger RNA, 961 nt
Organism: Acaromyces ingoldii
Lineage: Eukaryota; Fungi; Basidiomycota; Exobasidiomycetes; Exobasidiales; Cryptobasidiaceae
Exons: 3
Coding region: 176-901 (241 amino acids)
Cellular component (GO): catalytic step 2 spliceosome
Source: RefSeq, a predicted model, not a curated record